Drosophila eugracilis is the source of this 1352-nucleotide messenger RNA. It is a transcript of the gene Daao1, whose product is annotated as D-aspartate oxidase. The transcript has 4 exons. Gene Ontology annotation, molecular function: D-amino-acid oxidase activity; FAD binding. The record is from RefSeq and is a predicted model, not a curated record. The coding region runs from base 281 to 1288 and encodes 335 amino acids. Lineage: Eukaryota; Metazoa; Arthropoda; Insecta; Diptera; Drosophilidae.
UGAAAAUCAUAUAAAUCUAGGACAUCAGCUGUGCUGUGGGUUUAUUUUAACCGUGUAACACUGUACCCAACCAUAAUAAAAACAAUGGAAAAGAGCGUUUAUUGCACCUUCGAUAAGAAGUAGUAGUUUAUAAUCUGUGGAGGCACGAUGGGGAGCGAAUUUGACAGGGUGCUGAUAAGGUGCAGCUAAUAUCUACGCGAUUACCUUUAAAAACAAGCGCUGCAGCUCACCGCUCUCAGUACCAAAUCGCCUUCCAUUGGAAUUGGUUAAUCAAGCCAGAAUGCAUUUCGGAGUUUUAGGCAGCGGCAUUAUAGGUCUUACGACCGCCUUGGAACUUCAAAAAGAGUUUCCCACGGCUCGGGUUUCUGUGAUUGCGGAUCGCUUUAACGAGGAUACGGUUAGCUAUGUGGCUGCUGGCAUCUUUAGACCGGGCACCAGCUUCAUGGGCCCCACCCAGGAAAUUACGCAACAGUGGAUGACAGAUGCCUUCAACUACUGGGAUGAGCUGCGUCGCUCUAAGGAGGCGCCUUUGGCUGGCGUGUGCCAAUUGUCUGGCUAUAUCUACUCCCGCACCUCACCCUCCAUCGUUCGGAACCACUUUAUUGAGAAGCUACUGCCCGUUUACCGAAGGGCCACGGAGGAGGAACUGAAGCUGUGCCACGGCGGCUGGAAGUAUGGAUCAUUCUUCACCACAUGCCUUACGGAAAGUCGCCUCUUCCUGCCCUAUGCUACAAAUAAAUUCCUGGAGAACGGAGGCGAGGUUGUUCGUCAGCAUGUGAAGAACUUUUUCGAGGUGCCACAGAACUUCAACGUGCUGCUCAAUUGCACCGGAAUGGGAGCUAAAGAGUUGUGCGCAGACCAGCAUCUAGUUCCUAUCCGAGGACAGGUGCUCAAGGUGCGGGCUCCGUGGGUGAAGACUGCUUUCUACGGCGACUACGAUACCUACAUCCUGCCUGGAUUCGAAACAGUUACUUUGGGAGGAUGUCGCCAGUUCGAUAGCUACAAUACGGAAUGGUGCAAGUACGACAGCAUGGCCAUCCGGGAAAGGUGCUACGACCUUUUGCCUAGCCUUCGGAAGGCGGAGAUAGUUCGAGAGUGUGUUGGUCUGCGUCCACACCGCUCUGUGGUGCGGGUGGAACCCGAACUGAUUACAAAUGUGGAGGGCAAGCGGCUAAAGAUUGUCCAUAACUAUGGACAUGGCGGAUACGGUGUGACUACGGCUCCUGGAACGGCCAAGUACGCCGUUGGAUUGGUUCGUGAUCUGCUUGCCGGAAACAGUAAACUGUAGGUGGUAAAUUCAUUGUUAAUUGUUGGUCAUUAAAAUCUUUAUACGUAGAAUCUUUGAACCUAGA